UUUGGAAAACGAAAUCAAUAUCCAAACACUGAAAAUUUCAAGUGCCGGAAUUAUUUUUCGCAAUUAUUCGAUCAAAACACUUACAUUAAUUAAUUACAGAUCAAAAUAAUACUUUAAUGAAUUAAUAUAAGCUCUCAUGUUUUAUGGAAAAAAUAAUCUACUUGGAGUACAUCAUAGCAGUAGCUAUUCGUUACUGGUUAUUCGAGUCCGACUACAAUGCAUCUCUAGCUAAUCGAAUCGAAGUUUCAACCCCUUUGAAUGCUUGGAAAAGAGUGAUUGAAGGAGUGGUUCUUUUCAAUGAUGGCACGAAUCCGUACAUCGGUGAUAUGUUUCACGAAUCACCCUUGGUGUUGCUGUUUUUCAGUUGGAUAACGAAGAAUUUCUCCAUGCAAUGGAUCAAUGUAUUCUUCAUUUGUUGUGACAUGUUGACUUCGUUUAUUUUAUACAAAGCGUCCAAAGUGUAUCUACUAGAAUUGUUCCAGCGUCAAAAGCAAGAUAAAGAUACUUACGCCGAUGAUGUCGACGAAGCUCUGCUGAAAGAUGAAGACAGCGUAGUCACUCCUCUAUAUGUACUAUCUGCGUACUUAUUCAAUCCUUACUGUGUACUGAAUUGCAUAGCCAAAACAACCACAGUUCUUUCAAAUCUUUUUUUAUCAUUCGUUUUUUAUUCGAUGCUAAAAGGCAAUGCGUUACUGUGUUGCGCAGCGUUAGCACUUUGUACUCUACAGUCAUUGUAUCCAGUCAUUUUGAUAGUUCCAGUAUGUUUAUAUAUUUUCAAGAUAUCUAAAAAUAGAAGUAUUUUUAACGCUGUACUGCCAGUCGUGUAUUUCGCCGUUUCUUUAAUUAUUUUCUUAUACUCGUGUCAUAUCAUCGUUGGAGAUUGGAGUUUCAUCGAUUCAACGUUCAAUUUCAUAUUAAACGUACCAGAUUUGAGACCAAACAUAGGUCUAUUUUGGUAUUUUUUCACCGAAAUGUUCGAACACUUCAGGCCGUUGUUUUUGUGUUCAUUUCAAAUCAACGCUACCAUACUGUACUUAUCAGCACUUAGUAUACGUUUACGUAACGAACCAGUCCUAUUGGCAGCCACUUUGACCGCUCUGAUCGCUAUAUUUAAAUCAUAUCCGAGUAUCGGUGAUGUUGGAUUUUACAUAGCGUUGCUACCAAUGUGGAAACAUCUUUUCCAAUUUAUGCAGCAAGGAUUCAUAGUGACUUGCUUUUUCGUCGGUUGCUCGAUGUUUGCUCCUACAGUUUGGCAUUUAUGGAUAUACUCGGGUUCUGCUAAUGCUAAUUUCUACUUCGGUGUAACUCUAGCCUUCGCUACCACGCAGAUAUUCUUGGUGACCGAUUUAUUAUUCGCAUACAUCAAAAGAGAAUUCAUGUUAAAACACGGAAUCACAAAGUCUAUCGAAGGAAGGGAUGUUAAAUUGGUAUUAGAUUGAACGAUCCGAGAAGUGGUUUUUUUAUGUAAUUUUUUUUUUACACUCGUACAUAAGUUUUUUUGCGCUAUUUAAUAAUAAACAAAUAUUAUUUUUAUCGUUUUGAUAUAA
Messenger RNA from Planococcus citri (citrus mealybug), 1547 nucleotides. RefSeq names its product phosphatidylinositol glycan anchor biosynthesis class U (gene PIG-U). Gene Ontology annotation, cellular component: membrane; GPI-anchor transamidase complex. Bases 144 to 1439 code for a protein of 431 amino acids. The transcript is spliced from 7 exons. Gene Ontology annotation, biological process: attachment of GPI anchor to protein. The record is from RefSeq and is a predicted model, not a curated record. NCBI's taxonomy places the organism in Eukaryota, Metazoa, Arthropoda, Insecta, Hemiptera, Pseudococcidae.